GAGAGAGAGAGUGAGAGAGAGAGAGGGAGAGAGGUGCUGGAAAGAAAGAAAGAAAGAAAGAAAGAAAGAAAAAAAAGAAACCCACCUCUUCUCUCCCUUCAAAAGUUCUAUAUUGGGGAGAGAAGGCAGGAGAAGAAAUGUGAAAAAAAAAAAGGAGACAUUCUUUGAUUCUAAGAGAAGAGGGUUGUGGUGUAGCAGAAAAAAGGAGACAUUUUUUUUUUUUUUUUGUAGGGAAUUGAAUUACACAAGGGAAGAGGGACGAAGGAAGGAAGGAGGAAAGGAAGGGCUUGGGUUUUUUGGGCUGGGGAUUGCGAUGCUCCGGUUAUGGAUUGCAGUGCUUCAACUAUCGGAGCUUCUUGUGAGCUCUGUGGUCCAUUUGUUAUAUGGGUUUUACAUUUUUAGCACGGCUGUGGCAUCAGAUAUGUCACAGGCCAUGAAUGAAUGUUUCAAGCCCAAUGUGAAUAUGAAUAUGGAUACAGAAGUGAAAUUGAAUAAUGGGUUGAGAGGGGUGGAUUCUAAAGCAUCAACCAAUCUUGAGGAUAUGCCUCCUAUUGUCUUAGUUCAUGGCAUCUUUGGAUUUGGCAAAGGGAGGUUAGGAGGCUUGUCCUAUUUUGCAGGAGCAGAGAAGAAGGAUGACCGGGUGCUCGUUCCAGACUUGGGUUCCUUGACCAGCAUAUAUGAUAGGGCUCGUGAAUUGUUUUACUACUUGAAAGGGGGACAAGUAGAUUACGGAGAAGAACACAGUAAAGCUUGUGGGCAUUCCCAGUUUGGAAGGAAUUAUGAGCAAGGUAAUUAUCCUGAAUGGGAUGAAGACCAUCCUAUUCACUUUGUUGGACAUUCUGCAGGAGCCCAGGUUGUUCGAGUGUUGCAGCAAAUGUUAGCAGACAAGGCUUUUAAGGGUUAUGAGAACACUUCCGAGAACUGGAUAUUGAGUGUAACUUCCUUAUCUGGGGCGUUUAAUGGGACGACUAGAACGUACUUAGAUGGGAUGCAACCAGAGGAUGGAAGAUCUAUGAAGCCUGUGUGUCUGCUUCAGCUGUGCCGCUUGGGUGUCAUAAUUUAUGAAUGGAUUGACAUUCCCUGGCUGAAGAACUACUACGAUUUUGGGUUUGGCCACUUCAACUUGUCAUGGAAGAAAAGGGGCAUUUCUGGUCUAGUGGAUUGCCUCCUGGGGAACAUAGGUCCUUUUGCUUCUGGAGAUUGGAUCCUACCAGACCUUACCAUUCAAGGAUCCAUGCGGCUUAACUCUCAUCUCAACACUUUCCCAAACACAUUCUACUUCAGCUAUGCUACAAAGAGGACUAGGAAGAUCAUGGGGAUCACAGUCCCUUCUAGCAUACUGCGUAUACACCCCUUGUUCUUCAUCAGAGUUUUCCAGAUGAGCCAAUGGCGACAUCCUCCAGAUGUUUUGCCUCCUUACAAAGGAUACCGGGAUGAGGAUUGGCAGGACAAUGAUGGAGCUCUUAAUACUAUAUCCAUGACACACCCUCGUUUACCAGUUGAACACCCAAGCCUUUUCGUUGUAGAUGACUCUGAAUGCGAGCCUUUGCAACCUGGAAUCUGGUACUACAAGAUUGUGGAAGCUGAUCACAUACUUUUUGUUGUGAAUCGGGAGAGAGCUGGAGUGCAAUUUGAUUUGAUAUACGACAGUAUCUUUGAGCGCUGCAGAAAGCAUGUCUUUAGAAGCAAACCCCAGACACUACCCAAUCAAACAAACCAGUAGUAAAAAAUACAUUCUGAAAUAUACUCAGCAAAGAAAAUGAAAAGCAAGGCUAGAUCAGGCCUUAACAACCCCCACCCCCUUUCUCAUUCAGAUGUAUUUAGUGUUUUUUUUUUAUUCUUUUUCUUUUUUUUUUUUUUAUCUUCAUUUUUUAUUUUUAGUGCAAAGCCAGUUUGUAGUUUUGUGGCAGCUUUUGGAGUCUCAUUUGCAACACUUAUAUACCUCUCAUUAUAAGAAAUUUAGAUUCAUUGCCAGCUUUAAA
This is a messenger RNA of Macadamia integrifolia, 1982 nucleotides long. RefSeq names its product lipase-like. Lineage: Eukaryota; Viridiplantae; Streptophyta; Magnoliopsida; Proteales; Proteaceae. The transcript is spliced from 8 exons. The coding region runs from base 314 to 1723 and encodes 469 amino acids. The record is from RefSeq and is a predicted model, not a curated record.